This is a messenger RNA of Rubroshorea leprosula, 734 nucleotides long. The record is from the annotation of a GenBank genome assembly. NCBI's taxonomy places the organism in Eukaryota, Viridiplantae, Streptophyta, Magnoliopsida, Malvales, Dipterocarpaceae.
CUACAAUUUUGAUUGGAGGUUAUCCUACUAGUAAUAUUCCAGAAAAUGAAGGACUUAAUACUGAUAACUCACAUGAACUACAUAGCCUAUAUGAGUCUGACGAUGAUGGCACUUCUAAGAGAAGGUAUCCAGAGUUCAAUGAGAGUGUUGACAUGGAGAAACUAAAGUUGGUUGUAGGAAUGUUAUUCAAAGAUAGGGAAUUAUUGAAACAAGCUAUUAAACAAGAAGCAAGGAUGAAUAGGGUGGAAGUUAAGUUUGAAAAGAAUGAUAAGAAAAGGGUUAAGGCAAUUUGUAAGGAAGAGAAUUGUCCUUGGGAAAUGCGGGCAUCACUCGCUGAUUGUAAGGCAGACCAAGACACAACUUGGCAGAUCAAGACUUUGAAAUAUGGGCAUAAUUGUGGGAAAAAGACAGAGAAUAAAAACUUCUCUGCACAAUGGCUAGCAGAACAUUAUUUGGACAAUUUUAAAAUUGAUCCAAACUGGGCACCAUGUGCACUGCAAGCUCAAGCUGUUACAGAAACGGGCUGGAAGUUCCAAGAGACAAUUCUUGCUCGUGGAGGUGGGAAAGCACCACUAGAGGUUAGUCAAUGCAGACUUUAUGAUGAGCUGUAGCCAGCUUUCUCUUUUUUCGUUGAUUUGUUUAUUAGAAACAUUAUGUAACACGUAUUCGUUACGUUACGUUGUGACUUUUGACAUCAUUAUUUCUUUUCUGUUGAAUGAAAAUGUGUUAAGCGA